CAACAUCCGCCCAUAUAAGAAGGUUUAAGGCCACGAUCAAUGCCAGUCGAGAGCAGAUGCGCGUGCGCAUACGACGCUAAAAUUUAAAGAUUAUCUUAUAUAUUAAUUUUUAUAUACUGUCACUAUGACGUCAGCCGUGAUUAAGUUUAGUGCCGUAUUAAUGCUGGCUGGAGUCGUUUUGGCGGAUAUUGGUCUGAAACCAGUCACAGAAGUAUGUCUUGGAUGUAUUUGCCACGCAAUAUCAGGAUGCAAGCAAGGAACGCUGUGUGAAGGCGAUGCCUGUGGCCUGUUCCACAUCACCUGGGCAUACUGGGCCGACGCUGGGAAACCCGUACUUCCAGGAACCUCACCCGACUCUCCCACGGCUUAUCCAGACUGCACAAACAAUCCCUACUGUGCAGCUGAGGCCGUUCAGAAUUACAUGAGGAAAUUCGGCCAGGAUUGCAAUGGCGAUGGUGUCGUGAAUUGCUAUGAUUAUAUGGCAAUCCACAAGAAAGGAGGUUACGGGUGUGCCGGUGACCUACCUUUUAAGUACGUCAACGAUUUCAACCAGUGCGUAGCAACUGUAGCUGCAGCGCAAGGCUAAGACACAGGAUUUAGCUUUAAAAAUGUCUUUUGCUCAAAAAAUCUUUAACUAUUUAUGAAUAAAUAUAUUAUAAUUA
This is a messenger RNA of Nymphalis io (European peacock), 662 nucleotides long. RefSeq names its product lysozyme-like. NCBI's taxonomy places the organism in Eukaryota, Metazoa, Arthropoda, Insecta, Lepidoptera, Nymphalidae. The record is from RefSeq and is a predicted model, not a curated record. Bases 125 to 586 code for a protein of 153 amino acids. Gene Ontology annotation, molecular function: lysozyme activity. The transcript has 4 exons.